Molecule: messenger RNA, 1039 nt
Organism: Melanotaenia boesemani (Boeseman's rainbowfish)
Lineage: Eukaryota; Metazoa; Chordata; Actinopteri; Atheriniformes; Melanotaeniidae
Exons: 7
Coding region: 66-869 (267 amino acids)
Source: RefSeq, a predicted model, not a curated record
UACAAACAUGACACGAUGUCGAGAGUCUAGAAGAGGAAACGGACGUUAAUCUCUCACAGAGAGGGAUGAUGGCCCCGUCUCACUGCCUGAGCUGGUGCUUCUUAAUCAGAUCUGUGCUCCUUGUUUGGGUCUUCCUCCAUGAUGUGGAGGCCUCUGUUAAAAACUCUGUCAUUCAUAAAAAAGUUGGAGAUACUGUGAAGCUUUCAUCAGGCUUAUCAACUGAAGGGGUCACCUUUGCACAAUGGAAAUAUGGAAAUAAAAAACUUGCAGAAAAGAGUGGACUUGUUUCUGGAAACCAUCAGUUUCAGAGCAGACUAGAGUUCAACCACACUGACUUCAGUUUAACAGUGAAGAAACUGACUCUUCAAGAUUCUGGUGAUUUCAGUUUUAUCUCAGAUGUGAAUAACAAGCAAAGACCUACAGUUACUAUAACUCUGAAAGUUCAUGAGCCCAUAACUGAGCAGCCCAUCCUGACCUCCAGAAGUAUUCAGACUUUUCUAAAUGGAUCCUGUGUAGUUUUGUUGGAGUGUAAAGCAGCUUCUAACGUCAGCUACAGCAUCACUGUGGGAAACCAAACUUACAAUGAAUCCAGGCUGCAGUACAUCAUCAGAGCACAAGAUGGAGGCACAACAUUCAGCUGUACAGUCGCUAAUGUUGUCAGCCAGAAAUCGGCUUCAAAGACAGUGACAUGUGAAGAAGGGUCUACUAAAAUCAUAUUGAUUGUUAGGCUGUUUAUUGGAAUCCUGAUCAUUUUUCUGCUGGUCCUGGUCCUUCACUUCACAAACUCAAAGGAAAUACUCUGUAACAGAAGAAGCUCUGAAGAUGUUGGACAAGGUGAAGGUGGACCAGCAGAUAAAUGCAGUAAUUAAAGACCAGGCCAAGGAGUCUGGAGAAAAGAGCCUUCUGCAACAAAUAGGAUGCAAUCUGCCUCUCUUUCCUCAGUUCCUUAUUUUUAUCUGGUGGAGGUUAAUAUAUAUAUAUAUAUAUAUAUCCGUGGGCGGUCUCUCAUCCAUCCAAGCAUCAGUUGUUUAAGGAGCAU